AUACAAGCAGGAAACAGAGUUACCAUCUCAUCCACCUAUAGGCAUUACGCAACGCAACCGCCCCUGUCCACAGGCUGUCGGAAGUUGGGGAGAUUUCAUGUGUAUCUUUCUUUUUCUCAGACUACAGUUUAACCAGUUCUGAUACGAGAUUGGAGAAAUGGCAGCUGAGCUUGCCAGGGUGAGGGGUAAGUUUGUGAGCAAGGUGUCCACAGCAGUGAUUAAGCAGCUCCUGGAUGACCUUUUAGAUGAUGAUGUCUUAAAUGAUGGCCAGAAAGACUCAAUACUUGAAGAGAACAAUACCACAGCAGACAAGGCACGCAGUCUCGUUGACAUAAUAAAGAAGAAAGGAGAUGUAGCCAGCAGGAAGAUGAUCGCUCACCUUUACGAAAGAGAUCCAACACUUCACUCUGAAGUGGGUCUGUCCCGUGGUCAACCUGCGCAGCCGGCUGCAGAGCAACAGAUGAAACAGGACUGGUCCACCACGCUCAUCCCUACCACCGAUUCAUUCUGGACGGAGAAAAAGAAUGAUAGAAAAACUUACUCUGCUGAAAAAAAUUCCAUCAGGAAUCGUGUGGCCCUGCUAAUCACUAAUAUAAAGUUUACUGAUGAGAGACACAACAGAAAUGGAGCUGAGAAGGACGAGGAGAACAUGGAGAAACUGCUCAGGGCUCUGGGAUACAAGGUGGUGAAAUAUACAAACCUCACAGGAAAGGCAAUUGAUGAUGCUGUAAUGAAGUUCUCUAAACUUCCGGAACUCAAAGAGACGGACAGUGUGGUGGUGGUUAUCAUGUCUCAUGGGAAACUGGGAGCUGUCCUCGGUUGCAACUGGACAAAAGAUGAUGUUGAGAAACCAGAUGAGUUCCCCAUCGACAACAUUUACAAACACUUGGGCUCAGAGAAGUGUCCAGCGCUGCUGAACAAACCCAAGAUCAUCAUCAUCCAGGCCUGCAGAGGAGCGGAGAAAGGAUCAGUGCUCGUUAGUGAUGAUGCAGUGGUCUGUGAUGAUGUGUCACAGCCAGGUCCACCCCCGUGUGCUGACGAAGAAAACAUUGAGGAUGACAAUUUGAAAUGUGUACACAAAGAAAAAGACUUCAUUUCUCUUCUUUCCUCCACCCCCGAUACAGUCUCAUACAGACAAAGAAAUAAUGGGUCUUUUCUCAUCCAGUACAUUGUCGAUGUAUUCAACACCUUGGCACAUAAGGAACACAUUGAUGAGCUUUUCCGAGAAGUCAUGCAACGCUUUGAAGAGUUUUCGGUUCAAAGCCUAAGACAGAUGCCGACCAAAGACAGAACCACUCUAACAAAGCACUUCUACUUCUUUCCAGGUCUCUAAGGGCAGGAUUCUCUGUUGUUUAACAUAGAUUUGUAAAUUUAAAAUUUAAAAUUAUGUUGCAAUGUUUUUUGAAGUUAGCUACUCGGUAAAUUGAUCAAACUUUUGGAUGAAUCACUGAAUGGGCCUACCGGGCAGAGGGCCAGUGACCCAAGUUACAGAAAAAAGACAUGCAAAUAGACACAAAUUGACAAGAAAGACCCAAUCUAGAACUACUCAAGAUCUACAACGAUAAAGCUGCGUCGUUUUGUCUCUUUUAGUCUUGGUCUCUUGCUCUUUUGUAAUUGGGGGGGGGGGCUUACAUGACUGUAUUCAGGGGCCUGCAGUCUUAUAAUCUAUCCUUGAUAAAACUUAAUAUAAACAUUUAUAUUUUUAUAUAUACUUAAUAGUGUGUAAGCCUUUGAAUUAAAGGAACAUAGACAUUUUUAUCAACUUACAUUUAACAGGUUGCUUACUCAUGGUUGUCAUGCAAAUAGUCACCAGGCUCCUAGUUCUUCCAUCAAAUUUUAAAACACAAUAAAUCUAAUUUAUGAAAUCACUUGGAUGUUCUUUACAGCCAAAAAACAUUAUUUUUCAUUUUAAAUUUCUUAAAAGUUAUAAGACACCAGACAGCACUGCAAUUAACUCAGACACAGUGCCCCUGUUAAUCAUCAGUACUCUUGGUAAAAACUAGACAAACAUCUUUAGCAUGAAACAUUAAUAACUGUGCAUAAUUAAGCUCCCUAAAAGCUUGUUUUGAUUCUUAAUGUGACAUCUCAACAUUGAAGGGCAUUUACUUUUGUUCUUGCUUGCGUAAAUUUUGUCGAGGUAGGACAGCAACAUUCAGCAGUCUGAUUUUCUUCUUUUUUUUUUUCUUGUAUGAAUGGGGAUGUCUGCUGUUGUGGUCCUAAGCCUAUGGUGUGCUCUUUUACUUGAUGUGUGACAAUGAGCUCUCCAAAUAAACUUGACUUAAGUUGA
Messenger RNA from Perca fluviatilis (European perch), 2287 nucleotides. Its product is annotated as caspase a-like. Lineage: Eukaryota; Metazoa; Chordata; Actinopteri; Perciformes; Percidae. Bases 158 to 1333 code for a protein of 391 amino acids. Gene Ontology annotation, biological process: regulation of apoptotic process; proteolysis. The record is from RefSeq and is a predicted model, not a curated record. Gene Ontology annotation, molecular function: cysteine-type endopeptidase activity. The transcript is spliced from 8 exons.